GAAACAGAAAGUGCGGCCAGGGAGGCGAGAGAGAGAGGGGUGGGAGAGGGCAGGAGCCGGCGGGAGUGGGGGGCCGCGGGCCCAGACACGGGCAGAUCGAGAGACCUACAGACAGACCGGCCACACUGUUAGACAGACGGGGACUGCCUGCUAGGAGCCCAUGGGCACCCCGGGCCUGCGCGCCCUGCUUCUCCUCUGCUGGGCGGGGGCCACCUGGGCCGAGCUGGAUGAGUCUGAGGGGCUCCACAGAGGGGUCGAUCUGGUCCUGGACUGUGUCUUGGCCAAAGAGGAUGGGUAUGGCUGGGGCAUCUCUGCCAGCCCGCUGAACGUGGCUCAGGCCACCCUGGUGCUGAAGCAAGUGCCAGUUCUGGAUGAUGGCACACUGGACAGCUUCACUGACUUCCCAGGGGUCCCUGCAGCCAAGGGAGACACCCCCAUUGCUUUUGAGGCCUCUGUGGAUCAGGUGCAGCUUCCUCACGCUGAGGUCUUGCUCCAUGCUGCCUGCCAAGGGAAGGUGGUGACCUGUGAGCUCACUCCCCUCAACCAGGCUGGAGAGGAGGCCACCUCUCCCGAGGCGGCCUAUUUCAUCAGCACCAUCCAGGUGUCUGGGGGAGAGUUCAGUGUCUCCAUGGUGAUAAAGACCCUCGGAGGAACAGAGAAGGGGGCUCCUUUGCAUCCGAAGCUGAACCUGCCCCUGACCCCCCAGGGGACAGUGCUGGCCUCAGUGGUGUUCCAGGUGAUGACGCAGGCUCCGUCUGUGCAGUCUUCCCUUGGGGCCUCUCCCUCCUUGCUCUGCAGCUUCUCCAUGGCCCCUGACUCGGGCCCAUUUCAGCUUGAAUGGAGGCGGCAGCACCAGGGUCAAGGCCAGAGGGUGUAUGCCUGGACCGAAGGGCAGGGCCAGGCUCUUCGGGAGGGGGCCCGGCUGGAGUCCAGGGAGCUGCUGGAGGCUGGGAACGCUUCCCUCACCUUGCCAGGCCUGACCUUGAGGGAUGAGGGAACCUACAUUUGCCAAAUCUCUACUCCCCAACACCAAGCUCAGCAGAUCAUUCACCUCAGCAUCCUGGAGACCCCUAAAGUGCGGUUGAACUUGGUGAAUGAGGACCAGCCCCCCACCCUCUUCUGCACCAUCUCUGGCUACUACCCUUUAGACGUGGCUGUGACCUGGAGCCGGGAGGAGCCAGGCUGUGACCCUGCCCCAGCCUCUGGCGCCUACUUCUCCAGCCACCGGCAGGGGAGUGUAGGCACCUACAGCCUCUCCUCCUCUCUAAGGGUGGAACCUGGCCCCAAGGGGGCUACCUUCAGAUGCCAUGUCUCCCACAUCUCCCUGACUGAGCCAAUCAUUUUGGAGAUCUGGGUUGGCCCUCCAGAAAAAGGAGCAUCCAUAGGGUUCUUCAUCGCCACUUUCCUGUUCCUUCUUGGCCUCUUGUUCCUGGGCCUCCGAAGAAAGGGAAGAAGCAGAGCCUCCCACUCUGUGUCCCGCCACCCAUCUGGACCCCAGGAGUCAUGGAUUCCAGAACAUGAAGUGAUGACCAAAGCCACCUAGUCCUGAAGAGAUUUCCUCCACAAUAGAGCCAAUCUUUGCUUAGAGACCUUCAGUGAGAGGGAACCCACUCCCUUCCAAGAGCCAGCGUGCUCCAUGCUGGGACAGCUCUUAUUGUCAGCAAGUUCUUCCACAUCCUAAGCCUAGCUUUGACUUUUUGUCGCUUCCUUUAGUUGUGCCUGGUUCUGCCCUCCACGGCCAUGCUGAAUGGUCCUACUGCCCCUUCCACCUGGUAGUCCUUUAGAUACUUGAAGGCAGCUCUCAUAUCCCCUCCCCCCAAGUUAGCUUCUUGGGUACUGAAUGGGCAAGGCCCAGCUAGGUGGCAGGGGUCAGAUUUGAUGGCUUCUGAACUCCCUCUCAAAUCUGAAAUUCUCUCCUCUUCACUUGGCAUCAUCUCCAGGCUUUCUCCCAUCCUGGCUGCCCUCCUCUGGCUACCAUCUAGCCCAUCAAUGGCCUUCCUAAAACGUGGUGCCCAGAAUGCCCUACAAUGCUCUAGGGGAGGUCUGAUGAGGGAAGGCAGAGCCUGGCUGGCCUGGCACCUCCCUCAUCCUGGGUGCUUAGCGAGUGAGGCCCGAGAUGGGAUGGCGUUACCAUUCUUUGACCACCAUUUCACACACCUGACUCAUAUUGAGUUUUUAAUUCACAAAAAAGCUCAGAUUUGUUUCAGAGAAAUAGCCCUUCUCCUCCCUCACUUGUAAAAUUCAUUUCUUGGACUCAAUUGUAAAACUUUACAUGGAUGCUUACUAGGGUUCAUUUAAUUAAUUUGGAUUCCAAGCACCAUUAGGAAAGUUCUCUGCAUCCUGUUUGUAGAACUUACAAAGAACUGAUUAGGGAGGGGUCCUGAAGAAGGGGCAGAGAAAAGCCACCAGACAGCUAGAGAUUCUGAAAUUCAUCCUGAGACCUGCACUGCAGGUCCAAGAGACCGGCCAGUAGUGAGGGGAGGGACAGAGCGGAUGUUAACAAAGGUGCCAAGUACAGGGAGAGGUGGUGGGAGCAGAGCCUGGAGAGCAGACAGGGAAUGGGAGGGAUGGGUCAGGAAUGGAGGAAAUGACUGGAACCAUCCUCUCCACCAGCUCCAAUCUAUCUCAAUAAAAAUGGCUGUUCUACCCCAA
Trichosurus vulpecula (common brushtail) is the source of this 2652-nucleotide messenger RNA. It is a transcript of the gene TAPBPL, whose product is annotated as TAP binding protein like. The record is from RefSeq and is a predicted model, not a curated record. NCBI's taxonomy places the organism in Eukaryota, Metazoa, Chordata, Mammalia, Diprotodontia, Phalangeridae. Bases 161 to 1543 code for a protein of 460 amino acids. The transcript has 7 exons.